AUGGUCAAUGUCUUGAAAGGAGUGCUCAUAGAAUGUGACCCAGCCAUGAAGCAGUUCCUGCGCUACGUGGACGAGUCCAAUGCCCUGGGGAAGAAGUUCAUCAUCCAGGACAUCAACGACACAUAUGUCUUCGUGCUAGCAGAGCUGGUCAGUGUUCUCCAGGAGCGAGUGGGGGAGUUAAUGGAGCAGAACGCCUUCGCUCUUACCCAGAAGUGA
This is a messenger RNA of Echinops telfairi (small Madagascar hedgehog), 216 nucleotides long. RefSeq names its product general transcription factor IIH subunit 5-like. Gene Ontology annotation, cellular component: transcription factor TFIIH core complex; transcription factor TFIIH holo complex. The coding region runs from base 1 to 216 and encodes 71 amino acids. The record is from RefSeq and is a predicted model, not a curated record. Gene Ontology annotation, biological process: nucleotide-excision repair; transcription initiation at RNA polymerase II promoter; nucleotide-excision repair, preincision complex assembly. Lineage: Eukaryota; Metazoa; Chordata; Mammalia; Afrosoricida; Tenrecidae. The transcript has 2 exons.